Molecule: messenger RNA, 1304 nt
Organism: Eruca vesicaria subsp. sativa (arugula)
Lineage: Eukaryota; Viridiplantae; Streptophyta; Magnoliopsida; Brassicales; Brassicaceae
Source: the annotation of a GenBank genome assembly
CAGAAACCCUAAAAUCUCCAUCAAUAACGUCGGAGGAUUAAAAAAACUCUUUACGCAGAUUCUCUUACAGCCUAUUCGGCGAUGAAGACAGAGGAAGUGAACCGGUGCCAGAUUCAGAACUGGUACCCGAAAUUCAAAUCCCUAACCAUCAAAACCAAACUCCACAAGCUUCCAGAGUCUUUCAUCAACUACCUCCUCGACGACUCUGUUCCUUUCCUCCUCCCUUCCUCCGUAACCAACGAGAACGCAAUGCCCAACAGAGUCCACAACCCCGAAGAAGAACAAGACGACUUCCAAGUGUCCGAAUCCGACAACGAAACAGAACCUCCACCGUCGUUCCCAGAGCUAGAACUCAAGAUUAAAGAAUCAAUCGAAGCCCUAGGCGGUUCGGUUUUCCCGAAACUGAACUGGAGCGCACCAAAGGACGCAGCUUGGAUAAGCCCACAACAGAAUCUCAGCUGUUCUUGUCUCAGCGACAUCGCUCUCUUGUUCCGUUCUUCAGAUUCGUUGCUUCAUGACCUCUGCAAGGCGUAUGAUUCUUGUAGCGAUAAAUCCUCGUCGAGGCCAGAGAGUUUCUUCCUUGCUUUGAGGAAAUGGUAUCCUUCUUUGAAUCCCGAGAUGGAGUUUCGUUGCUUUGUUAAGUCGAAUGAGCUUGUCGGGAUUUGUCAGCGUGAAGUGACGACGUUUUACCCUGUGCUUGUUAAUGAGAAGGAGUUGAUUGAAGAGUUGAUUGAUGAGUUUUUUGAGGAUAAUGUUAGGAUGGUGUUUGAAUUGGAGGAUUAUGUGUUUGAUGUUUAUGUGACGAAGGAGAGGAGGGUUAAGGUUGUGGAUUUUAAUACUUGGUGUGGGUCGACUUUGCCGUUGAUGUAUAGUUGGGAGGAGCUUGAGAGUAGGGUUGGUGGUGAGUUGGAGUUGAGGAUUGUUGAGAGCCGUCUCGGUGUGAUGCCUGGUUUGAAGACGGCGGUUCCUUAUGAUUAUAUUGAUAUGAGUUCUGGUAGUGGGUGGGAUCAGGUUCGUAAGAAAGCUGAAGAGGAGUUUGAGAAUGAGGAUCAGAGAUCCGAUGAAGUUUGUUGAGUGUUGGAACUUUGAUGUGUUUGUGCCUUUUUGUUACUGUUUUGUCUUUUGUUGUGCAAAGAUAAUUAUGCUGAGAAUUGUUCUGCUUGGUUUCUCAUUUGUUGCGGCAACUCGCAAACUUGAUUAGAUGUUUGGCAUUAGUUGUUUCGUUUGCGGUAGACUGGUAUGAUUCGGUGCGGUUUAUGACUUUACAGAAAUAAACCAAACAGUAAAAAUAAAAUCAGUUUAAG